Messenger RNA from Eupeodes corollae, 1058 nucleotides. Its product is annotated as thrombin-like enzyme acutin. The record is from RefSeq and is a predicted model, not a curated record. Gene Ontology annotation, molecular function: serine-type endopeptidase activity. Bases 71 to 961 code for a protein of 296 amino acids. Gene Ontology annotation, biological process: proteolysis. NCBI's taxonomy places the organism in Eukaryota, Metazoa, Arthropoda, Insecta, Diptera, Syrphidae. The transcript has 4 exons.
AUAACCAUACUAAAGUUCUUUUCUUGCAACAGUAAUUUGCUGUAAAGUCGUGUCUAAUAAGGUCUUAACAAUGCGUGCACUAGUUUUUAUUUGUUUUUGUAUAUUUUUCAAAUAUUCGUUGGCUAUUUCCAAUGAAGAUGGAAGAAUUAUAAAUGGACAUUUAACUGGAAAUUCCAACACAAAACAUCAGGUGUCAAUUCGUGAGAAGAUCUUAGAUGAUUUCUAUUUUGGUUUGGGUUUUCUAUGCGGUGGCAGCUUAAUAUCUCCAAAUAGUGUUCUAACCGCAGCUCAUUGUCUUCUAGAUUCUUCGGAGAGUCCAAUAAAUGCCACGGCAUUAAUAGUUGCAAUGGGAAAUCUUGUAAAGAAUGUUCGAGAUAAUGACACAUUGGUAUUCAAUAUCAAGAAAUAUUUGGUGCAUCCAAAUUAUAAUCGGACAACCAUAACAUUUGAUAUUGCGUAUAUAUUUUUAGAUGGCAAAGUACCAAACGAUCAUCCAACUAUUCAACCAAUUAGUUUGGUUGAUACAAAAAUGCCUUUAGGAACCGUUUGUGAAGUUACUGGCUGGGGAUACACCGAAAAGGAUGUUCCGUCAGAUGAUCUUUUGGCUGUUGAUGUCCGAAUUAUCGAUAUCAAUGUGUGUCAAAUAGGCUAUGACGGUAUUUUAAAAUUAACUGGUCAAUUAUGCGCUGGUUAUAUGACUGGUAAAAGAGAUGCAUGUGGAGGAGAUUCAGGUGGCCCAUUGGUGUGUAAUGGAAAACUUACGGGAAUUGUAUCUUUUGGCGUUGGCUGUGGAUCUGAAAGUAAACCUGGAAUUUACACGGACGUUCUAUUUUUUAAAACUUGGAUUCGAAGAAUUGCUAAGAAUACUGGAAGUAGUUUUUCGACGAAAGUUUCUCUUUUGAUUUUACCAAUAAUAAGUAUUGUCCUUCUUAAAAAUCAUAUUCAAAUAAUAAUGUUAUAGUUAUAGGUAUGUUUGUUAAUAAAAUUAAAAUUCUGUUUAUACACAGAAAUGAUUUAUACAAAAAUAAAAUAUAAAUAGGUUUAGCCAUAGCAUGCAU